Molecule: messenger RNA, 858 nt
Organism: Paramacrobiotus metropolitanus
Lineage: Eukaryota; Metazoa; Tardigrada; Eutardigrada; Parachela; Macrobiotidae
Product: cysteine-rich PDZ-binding protein-like
Exons: 5
Coding region: 322-621 (99 amino acids)
Biological process (GO): cytoplasmic microtubule organization
Cellular component (GO): dendrite
Molecular function (GO): microtubule binding; PDZ domain binding
Source: RefSeq, a predicted model, not a curated record
UUCGUCAUUAAUUAAGUACUUACUCGUACGUCUACUGUUUAAGUUUUAAAUACAGUUUACAUACAGUACUGUAGAUCAUCCAAUAUUAAUUCGUUUGGAACGCUGCAGUUUUCGGUUUUCUCCAAAAUUAAAUUUUAACGUUUGUAACUUUGUUGCGACUUUCAUUGCUCGUUUUCAGUGGCUUACUUGGCGAGAUUUGUGCGAACCUAUUUCGAGGUUUGCGAAAUAUUUUGUCCGUGCUUUGUUGGGAUACAUUGAAACAUUCUACAAUAGUGAAUUAAGUUGUGUUUUUAUGAUAAUUUGGCCAGUCUUUGGAAGGAGAUGGUUUGCGAGAAGUGCCAAGCGAAGCUUGGAAAAGUUAUAACUCCGGAUCCAUGGAAAUCGGGUGCUCGCAACACGACAGAAGGUGGAGGCCGGAAAGUCAACGAAAAUAAGGCACUGACAUCCAAAAAAGCCAGAUUUAAUCCUUAUGACAAAUUCGAAAAAUGUAAGAUCUGUAAAGUCACAGUCCACCAAGUGGGAUCCCAUUACUGCCAAGCAUGUGCCUACAAAGUUGGAAUUUGCGCCAUGUGCGGAAAGAAGUUAAUAGAAACUAAAAACUACAAACAGUCGGCAGUUUGAGCCGCUUUCCGGGGUCAUGGGCCUCAUGACAGUUCCCCAAGUGGAUUCCUUCUCACCUUAUUUUAGUGCAAUUUUUCGUGCAGUUUAGCGAAACUGAAAAGUUGCUUUAAUGCUCCUUAGCUCGUUUUACCAUGUUAUGAUGUUACAUGUCUGUUAGAAGUGUAUAAAAGAACCAUUCGAUGCCCGCAUUAAAGUUGUUGUUGCUAAUGCGGACAGUAAAUAAAUAAAUAAGUUUUU